AUGCGCCCAUCCGGCGCAUCAGUUCAUCGUCCAUAUCCCAGCCAGCCAUCGCCCGUUAUUCCCUCUGUGGCCGCAGUUGGCCUGGCAGCGUUAGCAGUGGUCCAUAGCGAUCCCCAUCUGAUGCAGCUUGCAAGGCAGAAAUAUUCAUCGGCUCUCAGGAUUCUUGUACGUGCUAUAAGUCAUCCCGAUGAGCUGCGCCAAGGGAGAACGGCAUUGAGCAGCUUUAACUUGUCCAUGUUUGAAAUGAUUGUCUAUGAUAACUUCCAUCCCGCAUCUCACGGCUGGCUACGCCACAUGCAUGGCACAACCGCCUUGUUACGCUCCCUGGAAUUAACAGAGGGCGCACCGACAGUGGAGAUAAGAACGCUUCUGCAGAUUGCCUACACGGCGUACGGCGGAAACACGAAAGGCGGCGAGCUCCUAUUACCCCUAACAGACCUCUUCACCAUUCUAUGCAAACUGGUGAACCUCCACCGCGCAACGUUCUGCACGAAUGACACAGUCCGGAAUCACCAGUUCAUCAACACCGCCUUGAAUACAUACCAAGAUCUAGAAUCAUGGAUCACCAGUAUUCCCGUAUGGUGGAUAGAUCCCAUUCGAACUGGCCAGGCACCCCGUAUUGAUGACGAAUGCUGGAUCAUGCGGGUGUGGGUUUACUACCGGCUGUGUCGGAUUUUAGCGCAUAAGGCGAUACUGGACAACAUGGACAUUCUAUACUCCAGUAGAAGUAGAUCACAGCAGCAUCAGUAUGAGGAGUCCCUGACCGUCGUUUCGCAGGCCUCGCAGGAAUUGUAUACCGGUGUUCCAGCCUUGUUAGGAGCUUCACAUAUUGCCAAUCGGUCGACCCCUGGAUUGACAUCGAAUGUGUUUUUCCUUAUCACCGUUUUGCAAGCAAUGGGCAGUUUAACCGCGAAGAAAAAGGUAGUUGAGAAUUGGUCGCAGAGUGCCAGGGCAUAUGGGAAAGAUUUUGAGGUAGUUCAGAAUCUGAUUCUGAGUCGUCUUAAUUAG
Molecule: messenger RNA, 1008 nt
Organism: Aspergillus udagawae
Lineage: Eukaryota; Fungi; Ascomycota; Eurotiomycetes; Eurotiales; Aspergillaceae
Exons: 3
Coding region: 1-1008 (335 amino acids)
Source: RefSeq, a predicted model, not a curated record